AUGGGUCUCUCGCCUGGAUUUACUGUCCUAAUUAUUCUGCCGGCCUUUCUGCUGCACACCAGCGGCCUUUACAUCGCCAGUAGCGUUGACUCCCUGCAGCAUGUCCUGGGGGAGUAUGGACUGGUGAGGCCGAUGAGUGUGGACGCAGAGGGUCGCUUCCUGUCCCACGCCGUCUCGGCUGGCCGCAUGGCAGGAGGGCAGCCCCGUAGGCGCCAGAGGAGGGAGGUAGGAGUAGGCAAUGAUGAGUGGGAAGGACCAAGAGGUGUCGAGGAGGACCAAGAACCGGUGGCCCGUCAGGAAAGGCUUUACUACAACGUCACCGUCUUCGGCCGGGAGUACCACCUGCGCCUGCGCCACAAUGCCAGGCUGGUGGCCCCCGGAGCCAAGAUGGAGUGGCGUGAUGACAGUGACAGCACCCAGCACUCUGAGCCGCUGCACGAUGAAUGCUUGUACGUGGGUGACAUCACAGAUACACCAGGAGCCACUGUGGCUAUCAGCAACUGUGACGGCCUGGCGGGUAUGAUCAGGACGGAGCAAGAGGAGUUUUUUAUCGAGCCAGUAGAGAGGGGCGAUGGAGUGAUUGAGGAGGAAGAGGGAGGAGGAAGGAGGCACAUUGUCUAUCGCUCUGCAGAUGUAAAGAAAGCGCCCAUCAGCAGCACAGCGGCAGAACACCACUCCAGAGGUGCAGAUCUCGGUGGUCUUAUGGACCUGGAGUCUCUGUACCGCGGUGUGAAACAGAGUAUCAACCACACACGAGCGGGGCGAACACGCAGACAGAGCCUGGACAGAGCCUAUAACAUCGAGGUGCUGCUGGGUGUCGAUGACUCAGUGGUCCAGUUUCACGGGAAGGAGCAUGUCCAGAAGUACCUGCUCACACUCAUGAACAUUGUGAAUGAGAUCUACCAUGACCAAUCUUUGGGAGCAAAGAUCAAUGUGGUGCUUGUGCGGAUUAUCAUGCUGGGCUAUGGCAAGUCCAUGAGUCUGAUUGAACUAGGGAACCCUUCCCAGAGUCUAGAGAAUGUGUGUCGCUGGGCCUUCCUGCAGCAGAAGCAAGACACAGGGGACGCUGAGUACCACGACCACGCCAUCUUUCUCACACGACAGGAAUUUGGCCCGACGGGCAUGCAGGGUUACGCUCCAGUGACAGGCAUGUGCCAUCCAGUGAGGAGCUGCACUUUGAACCACGAGGACGGUUUCUCUUCUGCCUUUGUGGUGGCGCAUGAGACGGGACACGUGCUGGGUAUGGAGCACGAUGGCCAGGGGAACCGCUGUGGUGAUGAGGUGCACAUGGGCAGCAUCAUGGCUCCACUGGUUCAGGCUGCCUUCCACCGCUUUCACUGGUCCAGAUGUAGCAUGCAAGAGCUGGGACGCUACCUUCAUUCCUAUGACUGUCUGCGUGACGACCCCUUUGACCACAAUUGGCCGUCGUUGCCUCAGCUUCCUGGUUUGCACUACUCCAUGAAUGAACAGUGUCGCUUUGACUUCGGUGUGGGCUACACGAUGUGCACCGCGCUACAAAAGGCGGGCCAGUCAGGAACGCAGUAUCGCACAUUUGAUCCAUGUAAGCAGCUGUGGUGUAGCCACCCAGACAAUCCCUUCUUCUGCAAGACCAAGAAAGGACCACCCAUUGAUGGCACCAUGUGUGGGAAUGGGAAGCAUUGCUUUAAAGGUCACUGCAUCUGGCUGACCCCUGACAUCAUCAAGCAAGAUGGAAACUGGGGUUCAUGGAGUGAGUUUGGCCAAUGCUCCCGCACCUGUGGUGGGGGAGUGCAGUUUCGCACACGCGACUGUGACAAUCCUAGACCAGCCAAUGGAGGCCGCACCUGUGUGGGGGCGAUUUACCAGUUCCAGAUGUGCAACACCAACGAGUGUGAGGAUAUCUACAGUGAUCCAAGAGAGGAGCAAUGCCACGCUUUGGACUCUCGCUAUGAACUCCACGGCAACAAGCACCACUGGCUGCCUUAUGAACACCCAGACUCUAACAAACGCUGCCAGCUGCAUUGCCAAUCCAAGGAGACACGAGACGUGGUCUUCAUGCAAAGAAUGUUCCUGGAUGGCACACGCUGUUCAUACAAGGAUCCGCACAGUGUGUGUGUGCGGGGGGAGUGUGAGAAAGUGGGCUGUGACGGUGCUGUGGGCUCUUCAAAGCAGGAGGACAAGUGUGGAGUGUGUGGAGGAGACAACUCCAGCUGCAAAACCUUUAAAGACACCAUCACACGAACAGCCAAGAAACAAGGUUUCCUCAAAGUUCUUGAAGUUCCAAGAGGGGCGCGACACUUACUGAUCCAAGAGCUGAAAGCAACGUCACAUACUUUAGCUGUGAAGAAUGUGGCAUCGGGACUGUUCUUUAUAAAUGGAGAAAAUGAAUACCCAGAAUCCCACUCGGUCAUAGAGAAGGGGGUAGAGUGGGAAUAUGAGAAUGACAAUGACAAGGAGACUCUUCAGACCACCGGACCUCUCAGACAUGGCAUUCUGAUCAUGGUAAAGUUACAUGGAGAUGAAGAUGUGAAUUUGUCCUAUAAGUACAUGAUGAACAUGGACAGUGACUCUGCCAUUCAGAACAACAUGCUGGUAGAGGACAGUGCCUACGAAUGGGCCCCAAAGAGAUGGUCCUACUGCUCAAAGCCCUGUGGUGGAGGGAAACAGUACCUGCGAUACGGCUGCAGAAGAAAAGUAGACAGUAAGAUGGUGCACAAGAGCUUCUGUAACAAGUCCAACAUGAAACCUAGAGGAGACACCAGAGACUGCAACCAGAAGCCCUGCCCUCCACCCAUUUGGGUGACAGGGGAAUGGCAGAACUGCAGCAAACCAUGUGGAAAGACAGGGAUGCAAAUCCGCUCGGUCAGCUGUGUCCAACCUUCAGAUGACAACACCACACGCACAAUCCACAAUAAACACUGCAACGACGACCGGCCAGAGGCCCGCAAGUCCUGCAACCGACACGCCUGCCCCACCCAGUGGAAAGUCGGACCAUGGUCACAGUGCUCAGUGACAUGUGGUAAUGGGACCCAGCAGAGGCAAGCUUUGUGCCACACCAGGGAUAACACCAUCGGACUGUGUUUGGACAGUAAGCCUGAAACCAUCAGAGUCUGUCGGAUGGAUCCAUGUCCCAAGGGCUCAUCAGACCUCAACAAGAACGGCAACAUGCUGAUCCAGUGGCUGUCACGCCCCAACCCCAACUACCCGCAGAUCUCCUCACGUAAACCCUUCCUCUAUAGCCAGCGUUGUCAUGGAGACCGCUCAGUGUUCUGUCGUAUGGAGGUGCUGAAGCGCUACUGCUCUCUACCGGAGUACCAGCGCAUGUGCUGCAAGUCCUGCAGCAAUGUCACCAUCACAGACCCUCUGCCCACCUCCAGAUCCAACCCCAUCACUUCCAUCUUGCCCAGUGUUACUGCUUCUCCAUCCACCAGCAUCUUCAGCUCUGGCUUCAUCACCACCACCCAACCCACCAAAGCUGUAAUCACCACCAUUUCAGCCUCUACCACCAAUCCCUGGACCAUCACUUAUCCUUCUACUUUCAUGACUCCUGUCCCUCAUUCCACUCCAACCUCACUGCAGACCACAGAAAUGAUCACCAUUCAUCCACUGCCAGCCACCAGUGUUCCCAUCCUCCCUACCACCUCAGUAAUUACAACAUCUCCCAGUGUUAAUGCUUAUCCCCUGCCUCUGCCUGUCCCAGACACAGACGAGAGCACAAAUCCACAGUUACAGAUCACUACAAAUAGUCCAACAACUUUAGGUCUGAUAACGACCACAGACUCUCAAGGAGGGACCAGUUCAACCAUAACAAGUCCCACAGAAGACAGUACCAAAACAGUCACUCUGCUAAAAUACAAGCCAAAAAAGAAUAUUCCACCAAAGAAAAAACCCAAAAAAGUGAAUCCACCAAAAAUCAAUCCAAAAAAGAAUGCUGCACCAAAAAACACUACCAGAAAAGAUGUCCCACCAAAGAUUAAUCCUAAAAAGAAAACAAACACUAUUCCCAAAAAGAAUACUCCUGAAAAAACAAAUCACAAAAAGACUACUCCUGCAAACACUACUCCCAAAAAGACCACUCCAGCAAAAACGACACCUAAAAGGACUCCUCCAGUAAAGACCACUCCUAAACAGACUCCUCCAGUAAAGACCACUCCUAAAAAGACUCCUCCAGUAAAGACCACUCCUAAAAAGACUCCUCCAGCAAAGAAUAUCCCAAAGAAAACACCCAAACCUACUCCCAAAAAUAAGGCACCACCAAAGGCCAAUCUCAAAAAGAACACUGGGCCAAAGACAAAAGUUACAAAACAAACACAAACAAAGACAUACACCAAAAAGAACUCCAAAACAGGUCCCAAAAAUGCACCAAAUUCACAGACCAAGGUUAAUCAGAAUAAGGGUACAGUGAAAAUGACAAAUCCAAAAAAGAAAACACUUAAAACAACAUCUUCAUAUUACACCACUCCAUAUACAAGCCCAGAACCAUCAAAAGAGUACUUUUCUUCCACGGUUUCCUCCACCACUAGUGUUUAUGCUACAACAGCGAGAACCCCUUUUCCUGAGUCAAGAAUCAAUGUCACAUACAUCAGUAAUAGCACAGCAACAACAGAUGAAACGCCACUGUGGUACCAGGACAAUGCAAACUUUGGAGCCACAACCCCAAGUACUUUUGAUGAUGCCAUAAUUCCCACUGGACACAUUCACUUUGAAGAUGCCACAAUGCCCAGUGGGAUUAUGCCAUACAGUGAUGUUACAAUUACCAGCAGUGGUGAUGUCACAGCAACCAGUGGGGCCAUUCUCAGUGGGGAUGACAUCACAGAGUCCUACGGCAACAUGGGGAUGGGCAGUGACACCAUGGUGCUGGACGAUGGCCUUACUAUGGUGAUACCGACCAUCAAUAGUGAGGAUAUGACAGAUCUUGCUUCUUCGCCCUGGCUGGACCUGUCUGACUACAUUCCUGUGAGCGUCCCUGUUCCCACGACAACGCCACCUCCCAUGACAACACCACCUCCCACAACAAUGCCACCUCCCACCACCAUUUCUCCGACAACAGAAGCACCAACUUCUAUAGCUACCACAGCCUCUACAGUAAGACCUCAGCGAAGGCCAGAGGAGAACAGUGAGAACAACUCCAUCGACAUCUUAUACAACAGGAUCAUUGGCGUGGACAGUGAUGUCUCUCAGAACAACCUGAUCCCGAAGCGCAGAGUCAACCUCCGUGAAAGGACCAGGAACAAACGCAUUCAGGAGCUUCUGGAGGAGAAGCGUAACUUUCUCCUCAGGAUGAAGAGAGGCCAGGCAGCACAAUAGACCAAGCCUUCUCAUUUCUCUUAUAGAGAUGAUUGUUUUCCUUACAGACUUUUGUAAG
This is a messenger RNA of Scomber japonicus (chub mackerel), 5344 nucleotides long. RefSeq names its product A disintegrin and metalloproteinase with thrombospondin motifs 2-like. Gene Ontology annotation, cellular component: extracellular matrix. Bases 1 to 5286 code for a protein of 1761 amino acids. Gene Ontology annotation, molecular function: metalloendopeptidase activity. Gene Ontology annotation, biological process: proteolysis; extracellular matrix organization. NCBI's taxonomy places the organism in Eukaryota, Metazoa, Chordata, Actinopteri, Scombriformes, Scombridae. The record is from RefSeq and is a predicted model, not a curated record. The transcript is spliced from 23 exons.